Molecule: messenger RNA, 1858 nt
Organism: Cynoglossus semilaevis (tongue sole)
Lineage: Eukaryota; Metazoa; Chordata; Actinopteri; Pleuronectiformes; Cynoglossidae
Gene: admp
Product: anti-dorsalizing morphogenic protein
Exons: 5
Coding region: 650-1825 (391 amino acids)
Cellular component (GO): extracellular region
Molecular function (GO): cytokine activity; growth factor activity
Source: RefSeq, a predicted model, not a curated record
UCAAUAUCAACAGUUCGUGUGACAUGUGGCGCAUCCACCGAAAAUAAAAGUGCAAAUAUAUUUAUUUUAAAAAAUUGCAUCAGGCAGUUAUGCAAAUCUCCUAAGGUGCAGACAGCGACACCUAUGUCUUUGUCAAAGUAAUUGGUUUCGAAUGAAAACACCGUGGCUAUUAUUCCAAAUUAAUGGAUUCAUUGAGACGCACUUCACCUCCUGUGGAGGCAGCACUUCCUCCGGGGAUCAACGGCGUGAGUAUUCUGUCCAGAUCCGCCACUGUGUUACACAUACGCAACAAUUAUAAAUACUUUUUAAAAAAAAUCUAAUUCAAAGUUGAGACUAUACUUCGAGUCCCUUGGAAGCUGGAUUUAGUUUAUUAGAGCAUUUAUUGCCAGACAUGGAGACAAUGGGCCUUGAAUGAAAUCUCCAAUCAGCUUCACACCUUGUUAACGCCACCAUUAGUCUCCCUUUACAUUGGCUGAUUGGCGAUUUACAUUUGCGACCAAAUAGCAUCUUUACUGCUGUUUACCGAGGGUUUGGGGGCCGCGGAGAAUAGACAGGGACAUUUGAUAUAAAAAGUGGAGUCUCCAGGACCCGGCAGUCACUGCGGCUCCAAGUUCCAGACUGCUCGUGCGCUUCGAGGACAUUGGUGAAGAUGAAGAUGCUGACGCUCGCUCUCAGCCUUGCUGCACUGGUUUGUACGAUUCUUGCGCGGCCUUCGUUAAACUACCUGGAGAACCAUUUCACCGGAGAGGACGAGUCCAAUGAAGUUCGAUCUGCUGCCAUUAAGAGGCUUUUGGAGGUUUUUGGAAUGGAGGAUCCUCCCGCGAUCCACGGACACAAGCAGGCGCCGCAGUACAUGCUUGAUCUGUACAACACUGUGGCCGAUGUGGACGGUGUGACCAAGGACCCGUACCUUCUGGAAGGGAAUACUGUGCGCAGUUUCUUCGACAGAUUGCGUAGUGAACAAGUGGAGUUCAGGUUCAACUUGUCCACAGUGGCCACCACUGAGAAGAUCCUGACUGCAGAGCUCCAUCUGUUCAAGCUGAGACCUCAGGCAAUGCUGGCAUUUAACAGACAUCACUUCUGCCAGGUCAGUGUGUAUCAGCUGCUGCCCACCACAAAAAACAGCAGCGCGCACGGCAGGAAGCUUCUGUCUUCUCGCCUCAUCCCUGUCCACUCCACAGGGUGGGAGGUGUUCACCAUUACCCAAGCUGUCCGCUCCUGGAUGGCAGAUGAGGGCAACAACCUGGGCCUCAGUGUGGUGGUGCAGACCCUGGGUGGAGGCCAGAUGGACACGAAGCUGAUCCGCUUUGCUUCAGGACGCCACCACCACCAAAGCAAGCAGCCCAUGUUGGUUCUCUUCACCGAUGAUGGACGCAGGUCUGCCACUGUGGAGAACGCAGACCCAAACGACACAGCAGCCACUUCCAGUUUGCCAGAGGCCCCUCUGUCUGGUCCGCCUUCCCGCAGCGCUCGAUCUCUGGACUACAGUGAGGAAGAAGGCGCGUCCACGUCCUGCCAACGGAUGCCUCUCUACGUUGACUUUGAGGAGAUCGGCUGGUCUGGAUGGAUCGUCUCUCCCCGGGGCUACAACGCGUACCACUGCAAAGGCUCCUGCCCCUUCCCUCUGGGUCAGAACAUGAGGCCCACCAACCACGCCACCGUGCAGUCCAUCAUCAACGCCCUGAAGCUGAUCAAAGGCAUUGAGACACCGUGCUGUGUGCCGGACAAGCUCUUCUCCAUCAACCUGCUAUACUUUGACGACGAUGAAAAUGUUGUGUUGAAACAGUACAGCGACAUGGUGGCUGGGAGCUGCGGCUGCCACUGACACAAAGUCCUCUGGACUCGGUGACAGUCCGAG